AGUCUAAUUCAAAUUCUAUUUGGAAAGUAAGGGAUGUUGCUUGGGUAACAAUUAAAUCAUUUAUGAUUCAAAAAACUAAUUGUUUACCAAGGUAAUAGUAAUAGAAUAUAUUUGUACUUACAGUCAUUUUGUUUCUUCUAAAUGGACUUGUUCAUUUUUUUGGUUGGGAAUUUCUUCAUUUUUUAUUUGCAGAACUGGGCCUUUAAGAUUGGUCAGUACCGUAUGGAGGUUUUUUGUCCUUAUGAUAUUUUGUUUUUAUACAGCUAAUUUAUUUAAUUAUUUGAAAAUAUCAAGGCAACCGAUGCCUUUGGGGUCAAUGGCGGAUUUAUUUCAACAAAAUAAAGUUGUUUUUGGUGCAGUUGGUGGCGGAUCUACAUCAGCAUUUUUUAAGAAAUCAGAUGAUCCAAUUUAUCAGCUUGCUUGGCAAAAAAUGAUACAAGCUGAACCAAAUUCAUUUGUAAAAAGUUAUUCAGAGGGAAUAGAAAGAGUUGAAAAAAGUAAAGGAUUGUAUGCCUUACUUAUGGAAACACCUAGUUUAGAAUAUACUUUGGGAAAAAAUUGUAAUUUGAGACAAUUUGGUGAAAUACUUGGCGAGAAGCAUUUCGCAUUUGCAAUACCGAAAGGGUCUUACUAUCGUUCAAGCUUGAAUAGAGCAAUAUUAAAAUUAAAGGAAGAGGGAGUUUUAAUGAAACUAAAACAAAAAUGGUGGAGUAAUCAAGACAUUUGUCCAAGAACUGUACAUAAAUCUUUUAUGGAACUAAAACUAAAUGAUCUUAGUAGUGCAUUUUUUGUACUUUGGAUUGGUAUGCUCUGUGCAUACGUUAUAGGUAUAUGUGAAUUUUUAUAUGGUGUCAAACGGAGUGCUUCAAAAAGAAAGCAGCUUACAUUUUGUGAAGUUUUUAAGCAAGAAUUAAGUUUUUUCGUAAAAAUUUGGAUAAAAAAGAAGACGAUUACCGAGAAUGAAAAUAAUAUAACAGAAGCUCCAAAUCAAUGUGAUGCAGAGGCUCAUUUCAUUACUGAAGAAUUAUGAAA
Molecule: messenger RNA, 1032 nt
Organism: Condylostylus longicornis
Lineage: Eukaryota; Metazoa; Arthropoda; Insecta; Diptera; Dolichopodidae
Product: glutamate receptor ionotropic, kainate 2-like
Exons: 4
Coding region: 242-1030 (262 amino acids)
Biological process (GO): synaptic transmission, glutamatergic; modulation of chemical synaptic transmission
Cellular component (GO): plasma membrane; postsynaptic membrane
Molecular function (GO): transmitter-gated monoatomic ion channel activity involved in regulation of postsynaptic membrane potential; glutamate receptor activity
Source: RefSeq, a predicted model, not a curated record